AUGUGGCCUGAAGAGACGGCCAAUAGGAUUAUCCCAGAGCCCGCUUCCCGAGUGGAUACGUGCCAGAGCUGGAGGGGGAAGAGGUUUUUCGUCUGGCAUGUUUGGACAUGGAUACAAAGUUUGUGCCCACCGGCUGCCAGUGACGGGGACACGGCAAAGUUUGAGCUUAAAAACACACCUUUUCGUCUGGCCGAAUCGGAGGUCAGACCGACAUUCGCCACUUUUCCCACUCCCCGGCACACUGCACUGUGCGCACAGACAGCAUCUUUGUCUGUUAGUCGCACAACUAACCUCUCAUACAGACACGACUGGAUGGGGCGUCCGACUUUCGCCAUUACAGAUUGGCACUUAAUACCACUCUCGUCUGAGGGCAAAUUCCCACCGUUACACUCCCAGACUCUUUUAACACUGGCGCCGAACCACUUAGGCCAAUUCACGUUGCCAUGA
This is a messenger RNA of Protopolystoma xenopodis, 447 nucleotides long. NCBI's taxonomy places the organism in Eukaryota, Metazoa, Platyhelminthes, Monogenea, Polystomatidea, Polystomatidae. The record is from the annotation of a GenBank genome assembly.